AUGACUGGCCAUGGACCAAAUGUUGUCAACAUUCGCCGCUGCAGGUCGCCUGUGCGGAACAAACAAAAUCGACAUGGCAGCGACAGAGGGGAUCCAACCCCUCCCAGUCGUGUUCGACCUCAGCUGCCCCAUCACCCUCCCCGAGCGUCCGCCGCUCAUCCAGUGGCCAUGGCCCAUAGCGAACCAGCCUCCUUCCUGCGCCGUCGGUACCUCGAGACGCUCUACGUCGGCGAGCCCGUCUUCCCUCUUACUGGACUAGCGGCAGAUCUAGCUCGCAUCGAUCUCUCCGCCCUUGCGCCCCAUAUCCCAAACUAUGAACUCGGCCUCCCCGGCAUCGAAGCGCGGUACCGCACCCGCCUGCUUCCAGUGCUGAAAGUGACCGUCGCGGGCCGCGACGCCACGGAGGAACUGGAGGAGGCAGGCGUCGACGGCGAUGAGGGACAGGCGCUGCUCGCCGGCGUUGAGCUCAGGACCAAGUCCAGGGCUGCCGUGGAGGGGAGCAAGAUUAUCACGGCCAAGUCACUGGCUGAGGAGGUCAUGAUCCAACUUCUUCUGCUGCUCUUCCGCCGCCGCGCCGAGCGCCAAAUCGACCUCUCCUCCAAACAGUCUGACACCGACACGGCGCUCGAGCUGCUAGCCGACCGAAUGGGCGUUUGGCACGCCGUGGCCGAUCUCGACCUGGGGCUGGACGAUCCGGUCCCCCCAACGUCGACCGGAGCGAAGGGGAAGGAGAAGGAGGAGGAGAGCGGCGGGAUCCGCGGCCAACUGAAGGCGUUCUGGAAAGACUGCCUCGUGCCGCACUUCCUCUCCUCUGAGGCAAAAUACCUCGAGAAAUGGCACCACAAGGUGUUCGGCGUGCCGAUCCCUCCCGAGCUGAUGCCGGUUAAGAAACCGCGCAAGCCAAAGGUCACGCGUCGGCUGAGUGUCGAGUCGCACCCCGCUCCGUCCAUGAGUCGGACGGACUCCUCCAGCUCGCGAAAGCGAGCCAGAGAGUCUGGCGGGAGAGACAGCCUAGGUACGACCGGGGGACACUCGCGCCGGAGCAGUACGGACAGGAGGGAGAGCCUAGGAGGUAGUCUGGGCGAAAGCCUAGCCGGGGAGAGAGAUGCUCGUCCCGUCUUCCGACGCAGUAAUAGCACAAUCUCGACCGCGUCGCAGGACUCGAAUCGCCGGAUCGUGCGCGCCCCCUCUGGCCGGGAUCUCUUCAAAGGCCGCGAGAUCGGCGUGCUGAAGCGUACCUCGUCUCAGAAAAUUCAGCGCACCAACUCGCUCUCGACCACGGGGCUGCUGGGUCGCGCCAUCGACACGUCUGCCUCUCAGUCACAGUCACAGUCUCAGUCUCAGUCCCAAUCCCUCUCGCACUCCCAAACACUGUCUCAGUCACAGUCUCAGGUGCGGGCGGGAGCGGGAGGUGGGAGGGAAUACAGAAGGUCGCAGAGCCAGAGAGAGGUCCGAGAAAAGGAGAGGGACCCCGAGACGCUCGUGUACGCGACGCCGAGCAAGCCGCGGAACAAGGGCCUGUUCGCAUUCCCGCACCCGACGCCAAUUCGCGAGGAACCUUCCUCCGGGUCGCGGUAUGAAGUCACCUCCUUUGUAGCCGAGACGCCGACUGCGAACCGGGUGGCCGAGACGCCGUCUACCCACCGGAUAGCGGAGACGCCCAUGACUGCCAGGGUCGCUGAGACGCCGUUGAGUGCACGGCUGCACGCCGCCGCCGCGACCAAGGUUGCCGGAACGCCUACACCGCGCCGCGUUGCCCUACACUCCGUCGCUGAGACCCCGGGCGUCAGUGAGACGCCAGUAACGAAGAGAGCGUGGGUUGAGGAGACCCCGUCCAGAAACCGGAGUCGGACCCGGUACGGUGUGGACGAGACACCGAGCCGGUCCACUGGACGUCGGAGUUACUAUGAUUCUGGCUCGCCUCUCAGGGGCGACGACGACGACCUCGGCGGGCUCAUGGUGCCGACCGACGACGAGUCGUCGCCACUCAAGCGGCACUAG
Trichosporon asahii var. asahii CBS 2479 is the source of this 2001-nucleotide messenger RNA. RefSeq lists its product as uncharacterized. The transcript is spliced from 3 exons. The record is from RefSeq and is a predicted model, not a curated record. Bases 1 to 2001 code for a protein of 666 amino acids. NCBI's taxonomy places the organism in Eukaryota, Fungi, Basidiomycota, Tremellomycetes, Trichosporonales, Trichosporonaceae.